AUGUGCCUAGUUCUGUUUGCGUACCAGUCCUACAUCCGGGCGUACAUGGGGAACUCCAGAGAACUCAAAGCCCAUCUUUUUUUUUUAAUAUCAGAUGUUCUCAAUCUUGGCCAUGUUGCACAGAGCUUUGGCAUUGACAAGAAGCUCAGUGAGGUCCGGGCGCAACUUUGGAGCUUUGUCAGGGAAGGCAGGAAGAUCGCGAGAGAGUCGUCUUCCCUCACCACGCAAGAGGAGGGAAAGUGGAGCGAUGACUUUCCAAGUCGGAGAAGACUGCAGGUGGAGGUACGUCAUGACGAUCGCUACCGAAGUAUGGUUGCGCAGGAGCAGCGCAAUGUGAAAGCCCAGUGCUGUUGA
Molecule: messenger RNA, 354 nt
Organism: Trypanosoma rangeli
Lineage: Eukaryota; Euglenozoa; Kinetoplastea; Trypanosomatida; Trypanosomatidae
Product: ATP-dependent DEAD/H RNA helicase
Exons: 1
Coding region: 1-354 (117 amino acids)
Source: RefSeq, a predicted model, not a curated record